Dalotia coriaria is the source of this 1554-nucleotide messenger RNA. RefSeq names its product Alanine-glyoxylate aminotransferase (gene Agxt). The transcript is spliced from 7 exons. The record is from RefSeq and is a predicted model, not a curated record. NCBI's taxonomy places the organism in Eukaryota, Metazoa, Arthropoda, Insecta, Coleoptera, Staphylinidae. Gene Ontology annotation, cellular component: peroxisome. Gene Ontology annotation, molecular function: L-serine:pyruvate transaminase activity; L-alanine:glyoxylate transaminase activity. Bases 239 to 1417 code for a protein of 392 amino acids.
UGCUAAUGUUGCACAAAUAAUAAAUGUAAUUGCUGGCGUUCACAACGUUGUAAAAGCCACUAUUAAAGCAGUGCCGUUGCGAAAUUAUUAUCAUCCGACCGGGCUACAGUUUCAGGGUGGCAUUAUAUUUCCAAUUGCGGGCUCAAAGUUCCACUCUUGGCGCAUUCAGUAGCAAAGUGUGUACGAAGAGGACCGUCGCCGAAGUUAAUACAACAUACCGAAUAUACGAAUAGGAGUUAUGGUAAUGGAGGCGCCACGAAGUCUACGUAAACCUUUAAUUGUUCCGCACAAAGUUCUAAUGGGACCGGGACCAUCUAAUUGCCCGCCGCGCGUUCUUCACGCAUUAAGUCAACCGGUCCUGGGACAUCUGCACACUGAAACCACCAAGAUCAUGGACGAGAUCAAAGAAGGCAUACAGUACAUUUUUCAAACACGCAACGAGCUUACACUAGCCCUCAGCGCUUCCGGUCACGGCGGCAUCGAGGCCGUCAUGUGUAAUCUUUUGGAACCGGGCGAGAAGGUCCUCAUUGCCACCAACGGAAUUUGGGGUGAUCGUGCCGCCAACAUGGCCCAGCGAUACGGUGCAAAUGUGAUCCAAGUCAAGACUCAACCAGGGAAUAAUUUCACGUUAGAACUUUUGGAGAAUGCGCUCAUGAAACACAAGCCGGUGUUACUGUUCAUCGUACAAGGAGAAAGUUCGACAGGGGUUUAUCAGCCUUUGGACGGCUUGGGUGAGAUUUGCCAUAGGUACAAUUGUCUAUUGGCAGUGGAUACGGUAGCAUCACUGGGUGGCGUUCCAGUGAAGGCGGAUGAGAUUGGCAUCGACGCUAUUUACACUGGCUCGCAAAAAGUUUUAGGUGCACCACCGGGAAUCACUCCAAUUUCUUUCAGCGAAAGAGCUAAGCAGAAGCUUUUCAAUCGGAAGACCGAGGUUAAAGUUUACUAUUUGGACAUGAAAAUUUUAGGCGAUUAUUGGGCGUGUUUCGAUAAGAAUCGCCCACGUGUGUAUCAUCAUACGAUAUCGACUACGCUCUUAUACGGCCUGCGCGAAGCAUUAGCCAUGGUCUGCGAGGAAGGCAUGAACAGUGUGAUCGAGCGCCAUCAAAAGUGCGCCGACCAGUUGUACAAGGGCCUGGAACGAAUGGGCCUGGAAUUGUUCGUCGGCGAUAAGCUCAAGCGCUUGCCCACCGUGACCACGAUUCAGGUUCCCAACGACGUUGACUGGAAGGAUGUCACCGCGUACGCCAUGAAAACAUAUCUGCUGGAAAUCAGCGGGGGAUUAGGUCCAACGGCUAAUAAAGUAUUCCGUAUCGGGCUUAUGGGAUAUAACGCCACACCCGAAAAGGUUGAUUUAGUGCUGGAAAUAUUAAAGGAAAGUUUAGACUAUUCCAGAAAACAUCCAAAAGCAAAACUUUAAAUCACUUAUUAUUAUUUUUUCCUUUAAAUAUGCUUUUGCUCGCUGUUAUUUUGUUUUAUUACUAGUUGAUUUAAAAAAUAUUAUGAAACGUCAGAAAAAUGUCUGAAAUAAACACUGCUUGUAACUGCAAUUAUAAA